GCCAGUUAUCGGCGAACCGCGAUUCGAUCCUCGUCGUUUCGAGCCGCGCUAGCGACGAGAUGUAAACGCGACUCGACAAAGUUUUCUCGUACACGACGUUGCUCUCGUAAACGUGGCGUGUCGGCUAUACACGCGUGUUCACUCGUUACACAGGACCAUAUUUUCUCGUAGUGCGAACGAAAACCCUUGGAUUUCGAGGCGUCUCGAUAUUAUUAUAAAAUAUACUCAUCGCGAAAGGUGUUGUGUGUGCUACGAUCAUUUCUAUUCAUUUUCUUUUUCUUUUUCUUUUUGGAGCAAACUUGUUGUCUUUGGUUUUAUUCGGUGGUGACAUUUAGGACAUCGAGGUGUACGAUUCGAAAGGAGCGUGUGGUGAACGACGGUGGGAAGCACGAACUGCAGUUAGGUGAGUCAUUGGAGCCGUAAUGAAGCCACCAUUGUAUCGGGCUGUAAGAAAUAAAGGAUAGCAUGGUGUGUUAUGGCUCCUUGCGUAUUGCAGCUGUCUGUCAUAAUUGCUGAAGUUGCACCGAGAGCAACGUUUCGAAACGGAAGAAACCAAUGAACGUUGAUCUCUUCGUAACACGAUCCUAACCUCAAACAUGUUCGCCUGGACGAGCGACUAACCAUCCUGUGGAACAGUUCAUCAGUUUGAGUGUAAAAUGCGGUGAUUUCAGGGAGGACGCGACAUCUGGAGAAAACUAGAGUGCAGUGCUACAAGCGAUUCGAAGAUGAAGUGGCCAUUAGUGCUGACUUGCUUUCUGCUGCCGCAUUCGUGCAUCCUUGGUGCAUCGCAUGCCUGUUGCGAGUUUCCGGCGCAGUGGAACGGCCAUUGGUUUCAAUCGGGGAUCGAGGGGCUGGUGACUGUGAACGGGUCCAUGAUGACCAGCAAGGGCCGCUGCAUCGAGACCAAAGACGACAAGUUCCUCAUUCAGGACACAGAGAUAGAUUGCUAUAGGUGCAUCGUCAUGCACAUGAAGCAUCCGAAUGUUCUUCAGUAUAAAGAAACCUAUUGCAUCACAGCGUCGCCAAAACCUACUUUGCCAUUCAUAUGCAGCGAGUUGAGAAGCGAUGCCAUAUUAAUUUCCCUAUUUCGCACGGGGGCAGCUCCGAUGCCCUGUCCAUUUAAGGGGCCCCUAGAAUUCACGUAUAGUCAUGGCGAAGGGGAGUGUAAGUCGCCGUUAUCAGCAGCAGAAACCUGCACUCAAGAAUCGCGAUUGCUUUUCCGCUACCAGGCGUGUGCCAAUGUGCUGUCCUCUGAAAGCGUCGAUGUGGAACUAGAGUGCCUAGCCACGUGGAAGGAAAGCAGCACGCACAAUCUAGUGGCGAGGUUGCACGCUCCGCGGAAAACUAGCGACGAGGACAGCUAUAGAUGCUUCAUCUAUGAACAAACUUCGAACAAUUCGUGGAAUUUGGCGCAAAGUGAGGAUGCCUCUUGUACUGGCUUGAUCAGCGUUAAGGAGGCUGCCAAGACGUUCAAGAUGAAACAGAAAAAUUCAACUGAACGUUGCUCCUAUCCAUCAUGGGUGGUGGACAAUAAAUUGUGGGUGGCUCUGGAUCCGAUAGCAUCUCGACUACAGGCGUCGCCUUACAAUCUGACGAUUGUAAAUCGACAGGAGACUCGUCUCGUGUGUCACUCCGUAGUCCCUCUUAACGAUCGUCAUGAGCAUCCUGACAGAGAGAAUCAGGUGCAGUACGUCGCCAAGGCUACUCUCGAUUGCACGAACGGCUAUGUGUGCCUGAUGUUUCACAGAAGGGAUAGCCACAUAAUAGAAUUGCAACUGUCGGAAUGGAGCCAGCAGCCCGACGACGUGUGCAACUCGAGUACGUUCAACUCCCACUCGACGCCGUACACGACGUUCAUUACACCAGACCCAAUUACCAAGCAGUGCCCCAACCUUGGCCGCUACAAAAUUGUGUCUGUGCUACACAAUCACAAUGGCGACAAAGCGGAGGACAUAUUGGGCGUGGAUGGUGAACCAAUGGUCAACGCUGCUGAGGUUCAAGAUGUCAGGGUCACGUCGACACCUCAUCCAGGACGGUGUCGCUAUCGACUAGAUAUCGGUUGCAAGACACCGGAUCGUAUGGAGUUUGCUACAUCGUGCAACGACGAAACACCACCAGAAUAUUCGUGCCAUGGAACUUGGAUCGAGAACGACACAGCCUAUUUGGUGGCGAGCACCGAGAAAGGAAGAUACUGUCUCGUUUACAGUGCUUCUGCAGCGGCGACAGGAAGUCGCGAGCUCUCGGUGACGGGCCAUCUUGCUUCCUGUCCGAGGGCUUCUCAUCGUCAUGUAGUUUCAUGGCAGGUCAACCUCACGUCGUAUGCGCAAUGCGGCGACAUCUCGACGGCCACGUCGUGGACCUUCCGGAUUUCCGCCUCGGUUUACAUCCUGGCAGUACUGGGCACCUUGUUCGGCAGAUACAUCGCGAGGUGAUACCACUGAGUGAAGGAACUAGGCCACGUGACGGCUGUGUAGUACCAACCUACUACACAAAACUCGAGUCGUCGGUACAGCAACUACAAACAACAACAACAAAAAGAAAAAAAAUCUCUAUAUAUAUAAAUAUAAAUAUAAAUAUAUAAAUACAAAGUAAAAAAAUAUAUAUAUAUAAAUACAAAGUAUAUAUAUAUAUAUUAAGCGGAACGAUUUACGAACGAAGGAAUGAACACGGAAUGCGUGUCGGGAGAAAGUAACCUAAAUGAUCAAGCGUAAAUAGCGUGUAAGUGUCCGUGGAUGCGAGUCGUGCAGAGAAGAGGGCGCGACAGAAAAAAUGAGAUGGGAGAGGAGAGAAAAAGAAGCUUGUUAGAGAACCUAGUCGUUGCUUGGAACAUGGCGGAUCCUUGGAUCAAACCUUCGAUGUACAUACAGAUACGUGUACAUGUAUAUAAAAUUCACUUAAGGAAGCUUCGGUUUUAUUGGAGUAGUUGCUUCGGAAAGUAUUGUCUUCUUUUAAGAGUCAGGGAGAACUGAACCCUUCUGCAAACGAACAUGUUUUCUUUAUAUGGCCGAAUUGGGUGAUGGGAUCUUGGGAGGUUUUCAGAGCAAUUGCCUUUGACCGAAUUUGUGUCUUGCUUCUCUUUUUUAAACUUUUCUUCUUUUGUUUCUCUAGGACUGGACUAUCUACGUUCUCUUAUUCGUCGAUUAGUGGAAAUGUUGUUAACCGUGUUUUUUCUAGAUUAUUUUCCUAUCCGUAGAUGGGUAAAAUUAUUAAUUAUUGUCCACUAGUAUAAUUUCUUUUUUAAACUACAUAAUAUUCGAAUUUCAAUGUAUUUCAAUUUUUUCAAAUUUUUCCAAAUAUUUCACUCCGAUCGAUUUUUCGAUUUCCCUAGCAAUAUCGAAACACACGCAAAACUUUCGAACUCCAAAAAUCUCGAUUGCUAAAUUUCCCAAGCAACCCGAUUCCCGCAAUUAACCUCGCUAAUUAGGAACCUCCCUGGCCGAAUGCAACGUGCAACGCAUCACGCGAAUCCAAUUUUAAAAAAAAGCACGAACGGCAAAAACGCCGAAAAAAGGACAAAAAAGAAUUGCAAAAAAUCCUAACCGCUAAAAUAAUCGAAAAAAAAAAACGAGAACUAAAGGGUGCUGGGGCCAAUAUUGUGUGCGUUCUGAGUGGUGAUACUAGCCCACGUGUUUGUGAGUGAGAAAGAACCAGAUAGCAAAACGAAGAUCUGAGAAAAUAAAAAAGAGAAAAACAAAAAAAAAAAAAAGAAACGAGAGAAAACAGAAAGAAGCGAGUGUGAGAGAGAACGAGAAACUUAUGACACUUAUUUAGGUCCAGGACGUGUCCGCCAUGUUCGAAGUGGUGCGUGCUGUUCUCCAGGUCGAACAGAAAACGUGUAUUUGCUCGGAACAGGAACGUUUCAGCUGUAAUCGUACGCGUUUUAAUUAAAGUUCCACUGCACUCGAGCGAAAAGAGAGAGAGAGAGAGAGAGAAAGAAAAUUUUUCUGACGUAUGCGUGGAUAUGUAUGCGUGUGUACGAGUGUAGAAAUUUCAAAAUAACGAAGAGAAAGGAAAAUAGCGAAGAAACAGGUUUUUCGCUGCGCCACGAGUACCAAUGGCUCAGAACGAUUAUUAUUAUUAUUACUGCCAUUAUUACGAUUAUUGUGUCGUCGUGAGAGCUAGAACGAAGGUGUAAAUGUGGACUUCUCUCUUCUUCUGUGGCUUCUUUCGCGUGGUUUUCUUUCAGUUCUUGCCACCCCUCGGCUUUCACUCUUGAAUUACCCCUAAUAUAUGGGUGAUUAGGCGACUUUGGAUCGUAAGACACUCCGAAAGCUAAUGUAACACUGUUACGAGGAGAAUACAGGCGGACUGUGGGAAUUUUUCCUGAUCCGAUCUGAUCCGAUUUACGUGAUCCUCUGGUUUACGAAUUUCUACCCUUGGUCGACUCUUAAAACGAAAGCGAGUUUGAAUGGAUUGAAUGGAUUUUGUGAUUUCAUUUAUGAUUAAAAUAGAUUUAACGAAUAUAUUUAUUUUGAUUUUUAAUCUAGAAUUAAUUUCUUUAGAUACUGAUACAGGACGUUUAAAUUUAAGGAGAUUUAUGUUACAAUUUAAUCAGUUAUAUAUAUAUUUAUGUAAGUUUCUAUUCAAGUAUUAAAUUUAAUUUGCGUUAGAUUUAAGUUAGAUUUAAUACUGAAUCUAUAUACAUAAUCCGAUCAAUAGAAAUGAUGAAAAUUGCGAAACCAUUGUAUUUUAUGCAAUGUGAAGUGGAGAUCGUGAAUUUAAGAGUCGAUGACAAGGAUUGACUUGGCAACAGAGAUCAUAUGACACUGAGUGAAGAAAAGGUUACGGUACAGUGACUAUUCAGUCCAUUUUUUGCUUUGGAACUGAUUAAUUUUUUUUUUUUUGUAAGUCACAUAUUUGAUACUUUUUAUCGAAUCAACGAUGUUUAUGAGUUAUAAAGAGAAACAACGAAAGAAAAUUUUUCCUCGUCCUUUACAUGUAUAAUUUGUCAUAUGGGAAGAACGAAGAUACUCAAAUAUUGGAAAAUAUUGGAAAAAAUAAAAAAGCUAUGAAAAAUUAUAAUACGAAGACCUGAAAAUGUUCAAUCCUUAGAAAAAAUUAAUAACUUGCAAGACGUUCAAAUAUUAAAAUCACAAAUAUUAAAGCCAAAGAUCACAAAGAAAAUACUCGAUAAUUAAAAAAAAAAAAAAAACGUAAACUCCAGGGCAAUAAAAGGAUUGACUCGGUCACGGACAAGGGAUUAUUAAGAGAACCACGACAUAUCGAUAAAUCGAGAGAAUUCGAACAAGGAACUCGGAGAAGCUGCUAGGUAGCGUUAGAUAAUCAAUUAUCUCAUCAACUUCCUAACCUAUGAAACCAAGUAGACGAAACAAACGGAACGACACCGAUACUGAAGCAACUUUAAAAACAUUGGAAUGAAACAAAUCUAAUACGCAAAGAUCCAAAAUCUCGACAAAGUACAGAUAUUUUUCACCUGGAGCUAUUUUAAAUAAGGGCCUGCCAAUAACUAUGCGAACGAAGGAAAGAGAUAAGGGGCAGUACUAUGAUCGCGUAAAUUUAGUCGAUUCCCUAUACAUACUUGGAUAGUUGGAUAUACAUACUAUAAAUACAGAUAUAAAUACGGGAUAUAAAUAUUAUAAAUAUUAUACAUACGUUAUGUAUACAUAUAUAUAUAAAUAUAUAAAUACUCGAGGACAAUUCGAUGUUGGCUAUAAACUUGUAAACUAUUAGGUAGAUAGAAGAAAAGAGAAAGAAAGGGAGGACUUCCUCCGAAUGAAUGGAAACAAGCGAGUAGAGCGGGUUGCCAGUGUCUAGGCGUACAGGUUUUAUACUAAUCGAGGCAUCUCGAUGCUUUUUGAUGUCUUUGUUAUGUCUAAUUCACUGUAUACUGUGUUAUAUAAUAUUAAUUAAUAUAUAUAUAUACAUAUAAUAUAUAUAAUUAUCAUAAGGAUUGUAUGGUUCUAUUAAGAACUGUGAAAGUUUUUAUAAAUUCGUCUUUAUAGUAUCUAAGAGCGCAUGAAAGGUCUAUAAAAUUUUGUGAUACAUUUGACGAUCGAGUUUUGUGAUAUAGUGCCGUUUAACUGUGUUUGAAAAAUUUGUUGUGGUUUACUUAUCUUUUUAGAACCGAUUAGUUUUGGUCGAUUUAAAUGAAAUUAAGUUUAUUAUUGGGAAAUUCUUGAACCAAAGUUCAACUGAUCUUAUGUAUGCAAUUAAAAAUUAAUUUAUGAUUACCUGUGUUAAUUACUAUUAUUAAUCGAACCGUAGAAUAUACCUAAUUUGUUAGCUUAGUUCUAAUCUCUGAUUCAAGCUUCAUUUUACUCGAACUUAAUUUCAAUUAGUCUUAGACAUAACCUAAGGCUUACCCAGACUAUAUUUACGAACUUAAGGAUUCGUAUAGUAUAUCUUGAAUAAAAUAAGCUUCGUAUAGUUACGAAUUUAAUAUAAUUUAUAAUAACUUGAAACUUUGUUCUAUAUGAAUCAUUUUACUUUUGUUUAACUACUCUAGUCAAUUUCAAGAUGGUAGACGACAAGAAUAACAAGCUUUAAUUAUUGAUAAAUUACUAAUCUUAUAAUUAUUAAUAAAUCUUUUAUACGAUUUUAAAUAAAAUCCGGAACUGAACAAAGUUAUAUCUUCUUCUACAAUUCCGAAUAAAAUUGGAGGCUUACACAUUUUAGGUUUCCACAUAUAUCAUAAUAUUUAGACACAGAAGCAUCGAAAUGUCUCAAUAAUUACAGCAAACAAUGCCGGAUCGCUGUCACUGCGUAUAAGGCACUCGAAACUCUGAAAAUCGAUUAAAAGCUCGGCGAACCGAUAGGUCAAGCAUCAUCCCAUAUUUCUAGCUAGAAAAAAAAAUCAAAACGCGGCUUGUUCCGCCAUUUUUUAUCCUCCCAGUCGUCAGAGAAACACAGUUCCAGUCUUUUAUUUCUUCGCGAGAAAGAAAAAGGGAAAACGAUGAAAAGAAAGGGAUGAGUUUUCCUGUAAAUAGUAGGUUUAACGAUUUUUCACGUAGAAGAAACGGAAAAUAAAAAUGAAAAGUGGCAACAUUGAAGAAAUUAGGAAAGAGAAAAAGAACGUUUUUCCGCAAGAAAAAUAUGAAACGAAGGAAAAUGUGGUGACGGAGAGAGAAAAAGGAACAAUUGGAUGGAUUUGUGAAGAAUUCGGUUUUAUAUAGAAUGAGAGAGUGUAGAUUUCAGGGUAUUUAUAUCGAGGGUUAAAUAGUUAUAUACAAGAAAAAAAAUAUUUAAAUAUAAAUUAUAUUAUAAAUAUAAAUAUAAAAAUAUAAAUAUAAAUAUGGAAGAAUAUAUUAUAUAUAUACUAUGUUUUUAUUGUUGUGAAGUUAUUGAAAAAAUAGCCUACGAGUGCUGACUCGUUGGGCCUCCUCGUGUUUCAUCGAAGAACGAACUUUUCUCAAUCUGUCGUCGCUUUUCUUUUCUUUUUUUUUUAUCGAGUGAAAGCUGGCAGUGGAUGAUCUUUUCUGUCGAAUGUGAAGUUGACUAUAGUGACUAUUAAGAAAUGAAAUUUUUUCGUAGUCAUUGUGAGCUUGCUUUAAACCGAAAUAAAUUUUAACGAAACAUCGUUUCGUACGUAAAACUCUCAAGGCGAAUUAAUUAAACAAUUCUAAUUAGAGCACACUUUGUAAUACAAAAAUUAUUGUUUAAUAACGUUCUCGAAACAAUUUAAAGCAAGUCUCCAGAAAAUUUAGUUCCUUACUUCGAUAAUUCAUAUCCAAUUUUUAACUAGAUAGAAAUAAUUCAAUCUUUUGUGAAUAUCGUUUAGAUAUCAUGUUUCUCGACGUAUUUAAAAUUGCAUCGAGUAUGAGAAAUGUUUUCUAGGUGACAGAGAGAGGCACGUUCGAUGAAAUAAUGCUUCUGUUCCGAGGCGAAUACUAUGGGAAUGUACCCGCGUUCCUUCGAUGAUGUAAAAUAAUGUUUAUAUCGUAACGAAGAUUCGAAAGACAGGUACUCGCGGAGGUGCGUAGUGGGAAACGCGAUUUCGAAAGCGAACGAACACGAUCCGGACAAUUUUCAAGGUGAUAGGAUCAAAGAUUGAACAAUUUAAAAAAGGAAAGAUAUCGUCGAUUCUAAAUAUUUAAACUUAAGGAAAUAAUAUCCCUUGAUUAACAAAUUUUAACAUCUCCAUACUUCAUUUCAUAAAAUUCACGAAACAUAUUUCGUGCAAAAUAACCAAACGUUUAAUUGCGCACGUUAAAAUGUUCACGAUGCACCAUGCAACAAAAGAAAUUCAUAUUUCUUCAAGUGUCGAUGAAACUUUGUUAAAUUUCUUCGAUAACGAAGAGAUUCGAUAAUAUUACUAGCUACUGCCAAAAAAUGAAUUUCUUUUUUUAGAGUUAAAAGAAAUCUUCCCUUAUCACCAAAUAUUACUAGCUACUGCCAAAAAAAUGAAUUUCUUUUUUUAGAGUUAAAAAAAUCUUCCCCUAUCACCAAAGCGUAAAAGUUAAUUAAAAAAACAAAAUAAGGAAAAUGCACUAAAUUGAAGCGAUUCGUUCCCUACCCUCGUCGCGCGCACACGUUACUGCCUGUAGAACGAAACACAACGACUACUACCGUCUCUAGUCUUAGUAAUUUACAUGGUAAUUUCAAUUUUGUAAAUUGAAUGAAUCGGAGAAGAAACCCUCAGCAACUCUCGGUCGAGAAAAUUCGAAAUUCAUUCAAAUCACAGCACAUUCGAUAUAAGAGGUAAAUAGUAGCUUGUGACUAUAAACCACUGCCUAUAGUCACUACAUGUAAUCUGCACUGUACUAUAGUAAUUAUUGUAACUCCUAUGGUUAUUAUAUAGUAUAGUGUGGUGACAACUGUAGUCGCUGCAGUGACUACACCCAGUCAUUACAAACACUCCUCUAGUCAAAUGAAUUUCAAAACAAAUUUCCUUUAAAUCUAUCAUGUAUAGCAAAUUACGCCUUCAUUUUUACUUCGACGAUCUUUACAAACAAGUUUAAAGUUAAUUGCGACUUUUGAGAAAUAAUUCUAAAUCCAAUCUUCGAACGACUAAAACACAUAAAAAGAAAAAGAAAAGACAAAUCGACGAAACUCUUCGAAGAGGCGAAGGAGAACCUAAAAUUCAUGGAAAUCAAUUUGAAUAGGGGGAAUUUGAGUUUCGAGAUCUCGAUCGAGACGGCAACCAUCUCGAUAUACCCGUAUUAACCACGCUAGGUUAAGGAUAGCCACGUGUAAAGGACGCCUGAUACAUUUUUUUACCGAACGAAAAAAAAAAAAAAGAAAAAAUGCGAAAAAAAUGAAAAAGAAAUAGAGAUAUCAGCUUUAUCUCGAACCAUGAUGUUAGAGGUUAGGCGUGGAAGGGGGUGGAUUUCACCCUCAACUGAACUUUCCGAAACGUGUAAUAAAAAAGAGAAUGAAAUGAGAUGACGUAUAGAUCGUUUUAUGCGCUCUGUAUUCUCGAAAAUGAGAAUUUUACGACCUUUCGAAUUUCGAGUUUCGAAAUGUCCCGCUUUAUGGUGAAAGCCAUGUGACUCUUUGCGCGACCAAUGGCGUGUCGCCUAUUGGAUCGAUGAAUGGAAGAUGCAGAAAUUAUACAUUGACACAUUGACACUCACAUACAUGAACUAUUACGACGAUACUUAUUAAUGUAAAUGGUUUUUCAUUACUAUAUUAUAGAUGUUACUUAAUAAUAUAUUUACAAAUAAUUAAGCGACAGGCUGAUGGUUUCAUUUAUACCUUACCCUAAUUUACAUACUAAUAGGUACGUGUUCUAUAGUAAUUUAUCAGUAUAUGUAUUUUCACGGAUAAGUAGAGAUAUUGCCGAUGCAGCGUUAAAAAAGUUAUGCAACGAAUAUCUCAAACCUUUUGCUUCCCAAAAGAUUCUUUAAAAUAAAAUAAAUCAAAGAAAAUAAAAAUGUGGAGGAUAAUAAAAAAGGCAAACAACAAAUUCCGACAAUAAAUAUGUUUUAUUACACAUAUAUCUUAUACGAGGAUUACACCGAUAAAUACAUGUUCAUUUAACUGUCCAGCAAUCAAACACAUAGUAUUUAGUUCUUAUUUCAUAAAUUUUUUUGCCAUCUUUUUUUUCCUUUCUAAUUCAUUUUUGCUACCCCUAUUUUAUCUCUCGCGAUCAUUCAACGUUUCAUCAUCGUGACCAUGCCGCAUGAUACAAUAAUAGUCAUCGUCAUCACCAUUGUGGGUCGGUAAAAUCGUUAAAUACACAAUAACAAGCACACAUAUUCAUUCGAUGAAGAAAAUAUCAUCGUGAACGCGGUUGUCGCUUGUAUUCCACGUUACAAAAACAUUCGUCAUUAGUCACGAGAGGGAGCUUACUAUAGGGCAAUAUUAUCUUUGGUUCGUCGCAGAACCCAUGAAAAAAGAAAGGAAAAAAUAUGUACAACAAUUCUAGAGAAAACCAUGGAAUUAAAUCUAUAUGUUACAUAUCAAGGUCACCACAAGGCAAACGGAGAAAAUCGGAAAUCGGCAAAAAAUUAUACGCGUAGGUAUUUUGUAAUUAUUUUUUCCCGUCGUUCGAUCGGUCGUUCUCACUCGAAUCUCACGAUCUUCGUCGUGUCCAAAAUCUGUUUAUCGUCUUUCGAGCGGAACAUUGUCGGAGGGAUCCCAAAAUGGAACAGCGUCAUGUCAAUUCUUUUUUUUUUUUUUUUUUUUUAUUUCGAUUAAUUCUCAUCGUCUUCUUCUCGUUGUUAAAUAUUUAAUUAUCAUUAGUUACUUGGUUCGCUUACGUCCUAAAGAACAUUUACGUUUUUUUUUUUUUGUUU
Bombus huntii is the source of this 10697-nucleotide messenger RNA. RefSeq lists its product as uncharacterized. The transcript is spliced from 15 exons. Bases 726 to 2432 code for a protein of 568 amino acids. The record is from RefSeq and is a predicted model, not a curated record. NCBI's taxonomy places the organism in Eukaryota, Metazoa, Arthropoda, Insecta, Hymenoptera, Apidae.